Molecule: messenger RNA, 873 nt
Organism: Ambispora leptoticha
Lineage: Eukaryota; Fungi; Glomeromycota; Glomeromycetes; Archaeosporales; Ambisporaceae
Source: the annotation of a GenBank genome assembly
AUGUCCACAAGCUUAGAUAUGUCUCUAGAUGAAAUCAUCGCAAAGAAACGACCAUCACGAGGUGGUAGGUCUGGUGGCCAAACUAGAGGUGGCGGUAUGACUAAACGUUCAAAUGGACCUAUCAGAACUCUACGGUCUUCACAGAAUAGAGCAAGACCGUAUACUGGAACAUCUGUUACCACCUCAGCUAGUCUUAAUGCAGCAACUGAAGGGAAGAUUCUAGUGUCGAACCUUGCGUAUAAAGUAACAGAGAAUGACCUUUGGUUGGAGGCGAGAGAAAGCGAUGAGUUUCUUAAUGUUCUGGUGCCAAAGCUGCUAGGGUUACGGUCAAUUAUAAGCCUUAAUCAAAGCGACCUUUGUACGAAUUUUUAUCGUCAACGGCCGUUUUCUUCGCCUUGCUGCUUUUGGAAAGUCAGACACGUUCCUCACCGCUCUCAACUUGAACUUUUUACCUCGAUGAUCGGACCCGUACGUCAAGUAAACCUGAACUUUGAUCAAAAUGGUCGUUCCAAGGGUACCGCCUCUGUCGUUUUUAAUAGAAGAACUGAUGCGGUCAAAGCCGUCGAAAAAUUUCGCAACACUACAUUAGACGGUCGCGAUAUUAAAAUCGAAUUUGUUGUAGCUCCUAAUGCCGGCCCUAUAACUCAACGUAUUGGCGGCUUAAAUGAAAAUCGUCCAACGGUUCGUGGCAUCGGUGGGACUCGGGGUUCUACGGCACGAGGCGGACGGGGUAUCCGUGGAAGUACUCGUAGAUCAGAUAAUAGAGCAAAACCUACGCAAGAACAAUUGGAUGCGGAAAUGAGCGAAUACAUGCAAAUCGAUGAGGAUUCAACCCAAAUCACUGACUCGUCAGCAGUUCAAAUCAGCCAAUAA